Frieseomelitta varia is the source of this 5011-nucleotide messenger RNA. It is a transcript of the gene Nc73EF, whose product is annotated as 2-oxoglutarate dehydrogenase, mitochondrial. The coding region runs from base 137 to 3355 and encodes 1072 amino acids. Gene Ontology annotation, biological process: tricarboxylic acid cycle. Gene Ontology annotation, molecular function: oxoglutarate dehydrogenase (succinyl-transferring) activity; thiamine pyrophosphate binding. Gene Ontology annotation, cellular component: oxoglutarate dehydrogenase complex; mitochondrion. The transcript has 16 exons. Lineage: Eukaryota; Metazoa; Arthropoda; Insecta; Hymenoptera; Apidae. The record is from RefSeq and is a predicted model, not a curated record.
GUGUGAUAUUACUUGAUCGGUAGGUGCGCUGUGAUCUGUUUCUUGGUUAUAUUUUAAGGGACGCGGGGUCGAUCUACCUGUGAGUUGCAAGUGGUGGGUGGACUGUCAUCGUUUGUUUCGUUAACAUCAGGUAAAAAUGUAUAAGGCAAGGACAGUGUUUAGUACAUUGGCGCCUUUAGCGCCACGAAUGUGUAGGCCUGAAAGAUUUGCAUCAUGGUUGGUUCGGAGUCAUCCCCUGACAAGGACCACACAGGUGAUAGUCACCGAAUCAAUCAGAAAAUACAGCAAGGUAGCCACAGAACCAUUUCUCAAUGGCAGCUCUAGCUCUUAUGUAGAAGAAAUGUAUAAUGCAUGGCUACAAGAUCCUCAUAGUGUACACGUGUCUUGGGACUCAUUUUUCCGUAGUACUACUGCUGGAGCUGCACCAGGUCUAGCAUAUCAGGCUCCUCCUUCUCUUGCCCCAAGUCAUAAUCAAGUCCCAUUAGGAGCAUUGUUACCACUUGGUGGAGGUGGACAAUUGAGCCAAAUACCGAUUAAUGAAAAGAUCAUUGAUGACCACCUGGCUGUUCAAGCUAUUAUUCGUUCUUAUCAGGCUCGAGGUCACUUAGUUGCUGAUCUGGACCCACUGGGUAUCAUGCAAACAGACCUGAUACACACACAUUAUGCAGCCCGCAAGGGGUCUCCAGAACAGGUUCUGCGACAAUAUAUGCUUGAGGAGUCGGACAUGGAUCGUAUUUUCAAGUUGCCAUCCACCACUUUCAUUGGUGGCAAAGAAAAAUCAUUGCCGCUUCGUGAAAUCUUGAAAAGAUUAGAAUCUGCUUAUUGCGGUCACAUUGGUGUGGAAUUCAUGUUUAUCAACUCCUUGGAACAAUGCAAUUGGAUUCGACAAAAGAUGGAGACUCCUGGUGUCAUGGAGAUGACGAACGAUGAAAGAAGACUUAUUUUGGCUAGAUUAACUCGUGCAACUGGAUUUGAAGCAUUCCUUGCACGCAAGUGGUCAUCUGAGAAGAGAUUUGGUUUGGAAGGAUGUGAAAUUCUGAUCCCUGCUAUGAAGCAGGUAAUUGAUAAAUCAACUGAAUUAGGAGUUGAAUCCAUUGUCAUGGGUAUGCCCCAUCGUGGCCGUUUAAAUGUCCUUGCUAAUGUUUGCCGCAAGCCUUUGAGUCAAAUAUUUACUCAGUUUGCGGCUCUCGAAGCAGCUGAUGAUGGCUCUGGUGAUGUCAAAUAUCAUUUGGGCACAUACAUUGAGCGCUUAAAUCGAGUAACAAAUAAGAACAUUCGUUUAGCUGUUGUGGCGAAUCCAUCUCAUUUGGAAGCUGUCGAUCCGAUAGUACAAGGGAAAACUCGUGCAGAACAAUUUUACCGUGGUGAUGGUGAAGGCAAAAAGGUCAUGUCUAUUCUGCUGCACGGCGAUGCUGCAUUUUGUGGGCAGGGUAUUGUUUUUGAGACAAUGCAUUUGUCAGAUUUGCCAGAUUAUACGACUCAUGGUACUGUCCACAUUGUUGUGAAUAAUCAAAUUGGAUUUACCACAGAUCCAAGGCAUUCACGAUCUUCUCCAUAUUGUACUGACGUUGCAAGAGUAGUGAACGCACCCAUUUUCCACGUUAAUUCGGAUGAUCCUGAAGCAGUGAUGCAUGUCUGUAAAGUUGCUGCGGAAUGGAGAGCAACUUUCCACAAAGAUGUUGUCAUUGAUAUUGUAUCAUAUAGGCGAAAUGGUCACAAUGAGAUUGACGAACCUAUGUUCACACAGCCUUUAAUGUAUCGCAAAAUUAAAAAUACUCCACCAGUUCUGGAUAUAUAUGCUAAAAGUCUCAUCGACGAUAAUGUUGUUACUUCUGAAGAAGUUAAGGAUGUUAAAGAUAAAUACGAAAAAAUCUGUGAGGAAGCGUAUACCAAUGCUAGACAAGAAACUCACAUCAAGUACAAAGAUUGGUUGGACUCUCCAUGGUCCGGCUUCUUUGAAGGGAAAGACCCUUUGAAAGUAUCUCCUACUGGUAUUAAAGAAGACACACUCAUUCAUAUUGGGAAAAAGUUUUCGUCACCACCACCUAACGCGGCUGAAUUUGUAAUUCACAAAGGUAUCGAACGUAUUUUGAAGUCUCGUAUGGAAAUGAUAGAAGCACGAACAGUUGAUUGGGCUCUUGGAGAAGCUAUGGCCUUCGGUUCUUUGCUUAAAGAGGGUAUUCAUGUUAGGUUAUCAGGUCAAGAUGUAGAAAGAGGAACUUUCUCACACAGACAUCAUGUUCUCCAUCACCAAACCGUGGAUAAGGCUACUUACAGACCGCUGUGUUAUCUUUACCCAGAUCAAGCUCCAUAUACCGUGUGCAACAGUUCUUUGUCAGAAUUUGGUGUACUUGGAUUUGAAUUAGGCUACUCUAUGACAAAUCCUAAUGCGCUAGUGUGCUGGGAAGCACAAUUUGGUGAUUUUAAUAACACGGCACAGUGCAUAAUUGAUCAAUUUAUCAGCAGUGGUCAAGCUAAAUGGGUGCGUCAAUCUGGUCUUGUCAUGCUACAACCUCACGGACUUGAAGGAAUGGGGCCUGAACAUUCUAGCGCUCGCUUGGAACGUUUUCUGCAAAUGUCUGCUGAUGAUCCAGAUUACUUCCCUCCUGAGAGCGAAGAGUUUGCCGUACGCCAGUUGCAUGAUAUCAACUGGAUUGUAGCUAAUUGUAGUACACCAGCGAAUUAUUUCCAUAUUCUAAGAAGACAGAUUGCGUUGCCAUUUAGGAAACCUCUGAUUUUAAUGACACCAAAGUCGCUGCUUCGUCAUCCAGAAGCGAAGUCUAGCUUCGAUCUGAUGCUGGAAAAUACAGAAUUUCUUAGAGUGAUUCCAGAAGAAGGUGUAGCUUCUCAGAAUCCUAAUAACGUGAAAAGGUUACUUUUCUGUUCUGGCAAAGUUUAUUAUGAUCUGAAGAAAGCACGCGCGGAGAGGAAAUUAGACGACAAAAUUGCUAUUGCGAGAGUCGAACAGAUAUCACCUUUCCCAUAUGAUUUAGUCAAGAAAGAAGCUGCAAAAUAUGCUAAUGCAGAAUUAGUAUGGGCUCAGGAGGAGCCCAAAAAUCAAGGUGGAUGGACGUACAUUCAACCUAGAUUUCACACAGCUUUGAAUGGAAUUCGCUCUGUAUCCAGCGGAAGUACGUCAUACGACAGUAGGGGUAGCGGAGGGUGGUUUAGUGGUUGGUUUUCAUCGACUAAACCAACGGUUGUGUCCGAGCCGCUGUCGGUAGAAUCUAAUAAACUCAAACAGAGAACGUUAAGGUAUGUCGGUCGUCCAACAGCUGCUUCACCCGCAACAGGAAGCAAAAUGCAGCAUCUCAAAGAGCUAAAACAAUUAUUUGAUGAUUCUUUCGAACUUUAAUUAUCCUUCGUAGCACUAUGUAGAAUACAUUUUAUUUAUUUUCUCACAUUACAUCCCCCUCCUGCUCUGAAUAUAUCCUUUCAGAGAUCAACACAAGUUGAAGUAAUUUCUCCACUAUUAAUUCAUUUAGAUGAAUUAACGUACGCACGAAUAUUUUCUUAAUAAUAACAGACUUGGUUAAGAACUUGUUAUCCAGUUCUUCAAAUAAUUCUCAUAAUUCUCUUUAAAUUUAAUUUAUAUUUUUUUACGAUGUGUGGUCCAGUCGUAAAAAUUAAUAUACUGUCAAACAAUUUUUGACUUUUAUUAAAAGAAUGAUCGAUUGAAGUAUGAGAUAUAUAAACUAACUUAAACAAAACGAAAUUUUAUUUGCAAUGAGUAAUUCAUGUAAAUACAUGCAUUUCAUUCUUAUUUAAUGUUUGAAUGCGAUUCUAUAUAUAUAUACAUACAUAUAUAUAUAUAUUUUUUAAAUAAGUGACAUAUUUAUGUUGGUAUGCGAGAUGAAUGUUGAACCCAUGCAGUGAAUGAGAGAACAAGAAUAUUUUAUUAUGUAAAUAUAUUACAAGGACGAAAAUUAUCUGUGUGCAACUUUCUAACAUGAUUUACUCAUUGCUCAAAGUGCGAAGAAACAGUCGUUGUAUUAAUUGAAAAUAUUCGUGCGUUGACGUUUUGUAUUUUAUUUUAUUUCAUUAAUGUACAUUAAUAUAAAAUUAACAUUACGAAACAAAUAAGAUUAAAAAGAAAGUAUUAUUUUUAAUUUAUACAACAAUUUUACGCAGAGCGUAAAUAUAUUGAUAAUUACGACUGUGGAGAUUUAAAUGGAACUUUUUGGGGUUUGAAGAUGUACAUUUACGGCAAUUUUUUUAUUCAAUUGCUUAAGCCGUAGCAAAAGACAGCCAAUUUAUUUAAUUCUUUAAUUAUCGUUGCUGUAUUUUUAUAAAGAAUUAAAUGAUUGGUAGGUUGGUAGGAAUAUACGAAGAGACUUGUUGCAGCGUUAGAUUCGUUUGCGUAAAAUAUUGUGGAGAUGUAAAUUAUGUGAAUUUAGUAGGAAGGAAAACGUGUUUACGGGAUCGAAUCGUAAUGUUGUUCUUCGAAAAGUUUCAAAAAUUUCUCCCUUCUAAAGAAGAAAAAAGAAAAGAAAAAAAAAAGAAAGAAAAAGAUAUAGACAAUUUGCUAGUACUAGUUGGAAUAUUUAAAGAAAAAUAUUUUACUAUUACUUUAUCUCGGCCGAUGGUACACAUUGGUUGCUGCAUAGUCUGCGAAGGCACAGUAUUUAUAUUCUACGUAGAAAUUGUUUGAAAGAUGGGUUUUAUGAAUGGAAUAUGUGUGGUACCGUGCAGAGAAUAUCAAACUUGAGUUAUACGAAACAAUAGCACAUGAUAUUUUGUAAUCCGCUAGAAUAUUAUAGAUGCAAUGUGGUUCUGUAUAAACUACGGUACUUAUUCCACUCAUCUUAUCGUUUCUUGUUAUUACAUGCAUAAUAACGACGAUAUAUAUAUAUAUAUAUAUAUAUAGCUUUGGUUGUAAAAUUUAACAGCCCAGAGUUACUAAUGAAAAUAAAUUGAAGUUUACUUGCAUUAAUACAGAUGUGUCAAUAUAUCGUGAUAAAUAUUGUAGCAUCUUAUUAUGAUAUUAAAUUAUAUUAGCUAUUAUCCGAUA